AUGGUACAUGCUCAGCCCCGACAACGCACUUCACCGCCCCUUCGGCCCCUUCACCCGCGGCCGCACCAUGGACCCUCCCCCCGCCAUCUUCAACAUAUAUCCCAAGGAGCACCUGAUCAAGCUCGCGAACCGGCUCGCGGACGAAGCCUUCGAGGAGCGCAUGGCCAUACUAGCGCGCACGCCCGGCGCCCCCCUGCCUCCUCGCGGCUGGCCCACCCCGAGCCCCAGAUCCCGCUUCUCGGGCGCGCGGUCCUGAAAGUCGGGCGUGGGCUGACUCGCUGCGCGGACCGGGUGCGCGGCUGGAGGGACGGCUUGGUCCGCACCAAGGAGCAGGUCAAGCAGGACUACGCGCGCGUGGCGUUUGCUGCCGAGAGGAAGUAUUGGCUGGCGCUGACCGCGUACCGGCAGAGUCCCUGGCCGAACACUCUGCGGCAGCUGUGGUAUCUGCUGCUGAUGGUGGGUCUUGUGCUUGUUGUGUGGGUUGGUUUGGUGAAGGUGCUCGCGGUGAUGGAGGAGCGAGAACGACAGCAGGCUCAUAUACGCGCGAUCCCGAUGUACGGGGUGUGGUCUGUUACCCCGCUGCGAUGUCCGUGUGUUGGGCAAAAUGAGUAA
Messenger RNA from Daldinia childiae, 612 nucleotides. RefSeq lists its product as uncharacterized. The record is from RefSeq and is a predicted model, not a curated record. Lineage: Eukaryota; Fungi; Ascomycota; Sordariomycetes; Xylariales; Hypoxylaceae. The transcript has a single exon. Bases 1 to 612 code for a protein of 203 amino acids.